This is a messenger RNA of Iphiclides podalirius (scarce swallowtail), 663 nucleotides long. The record is from the annotation of a GenBank genome assembly. NCBI's taxonomy places the organism in Eukaryota, Metazoa, Arthropoda, Insecta, Lepidoptera, Papilionidae.
AUGCUGCUCAUCGAAAUGAAAUGGAAGAAGCAGCCGGACGGUUCGAUGGUUCAAAAGUCCGGACGCGUCCCGACAAAUCUGGACGGAUGGUCGCCGCGACAUCAGUACAAAUGGAGUGGCGUGUGCCCUUUAAUGAAAACGAUGUCCGGACGUCACAGUCGCGACGUGUACGGAUCGCGUCGGGCGGAGAUACCCCAGCCCCUGAUUUUUCACAAGUUACCGGCUAAUCCGGCGAGGGCGUGUUCACCACCGUGGGUCCGACUAAUUGUUUCGUGGCACGUCUUUAUCGGGCCGACGCGGGCGGCGGAUGCACGCCGAUUUAGCCCUAAGGCGGACCGCAUACGGGCUGCAUUGGAGUGCGCGGAACUCCAAGAUACAGCGCCCGUUUGGCACUUCAUAGCGAAUUCAGCUGACCGUGUCGCGGUAAUUAAAUCAUCUGUUGAGAGAUAUAAGAUUAUCAACGUGGCGUCGGCCCCGGACUUAAUAGCCAGUGAAGUCAAAGCUGCACUCGUGGCAUCACGCCGCACGUCCAUCCCGUGUCCCGCCCGCUACUUGUUGCGUCACGUCAGCGUGACAAGUCCUCCGCGGAGCGUGCCGUCCUUGCCGCUCGCUCAAUGGCGCCGCGUCGCUUGCGGACGCCGUGUUAGAUGUCACGCGGCGUGC